Scatophagus argus is the source of this 4372-nucleotide messenger RNA. RefSeq names its product protein NLRC3-like. Gene Ontology annotation, molecular function: protein binding. NCBI's taxonomy places the organism in Eukaryota, Metazoa, Chordata, Actinopteri, Scatophagidae. Bases 40 to 3525 code for a protein of 1161 amino acids. The transcript is spliced from 11 exons. The record is from RefSeq and is a predicted model, not a curated record.
GUGAGAAAUCAUUCCAGCUUGUUCCUCUGAAGGUGGACUAUGGACGUGUCUGAGCAGAGAGGGGACGGGGUCUGUUGGCACAUGACCCUGUUUGAGAAACACGACCACCAGACCGGAGCUGACAGUGUAAUGAAGCAGGACGGACCAGACCCCCCUGCCCCGCGGUGUGAGAGUGACGCUUCCAGGAUGGAGCCUAUUGAUUUGAAGGAUGGAGGCAUCACUGAUGAGCAGAUUGUAAUGAAGCAGGACGGACCAGACCCCCCUGCCCCGCGGUGUGACAGUGACACUUCUAGGAUGGGGCUUAUUGAUUUCAAGGAUGGAGGCAUCACUGAUGAGCAGACUCCGGAGGAUCAGGACAGACCAGACCCCCCUGCCCCGCGGUGUGAGAGUGACACUUCUAGGAUGGGGCUUAUUGAUUUCAAGGAUGGAGGCAUCGCCGAUAAGCAGAUAGCUCACAGGAAGAGGUCCCAGAUUAUCAGUAAGCGGUCUGCCCGGAAGCAUCAGACAAACCUGGACUCCAUAUUCACACUGCUUGAAGAAAACAUUGUCAGUUUUGUGAAGAGCGAGCUGAAGAAGUUCAAGACGGUUUUGAGUCAAGAAUAUCCACAAAGCUCAGAGACGCUGAGAGAAGACGACGAAGUGAUGGGCGGUGAAGAAAAAGAGACGAGCAGCAGAAACGCGUUUCUGAAAAUCACCCUGCACUUCUUGAAGAGCAUAAAGCAGGAGCAGCUGGCCGACUCUCUGCAGAGCAGAACUGCGGUAGCAAUUUGUCAACGCAAACUAAAGGCUAAAAUGAAGACGAAGUUUCAGUGUUUGUUUGAGGGGCUCGCCAAGGCAGGAAACCCAACACUGCUGAAUCAGAUCUACACAGAGCUCUACAUCACACCGGGAGAGAGUCGAGAGGUCAAUGAUCAGCAUGAGGUCAGACAGAUAGAAGCAGCAUCACAAAAACCAGCCGGUUCUGAAACAACAAUCAGAUGUGUGGAUAUAUUCAAACCUCUACCUGGUAAAGACGAACCAGUGAGAACGUUGGUGACAAGCGGAGUGGCUGGCAUCGGGAAAACGGUCCUAACGCAGAGGUACAUCCUGGAUUGGGCCGAAGCCAAAGCUAACCACAACGUGCAGUUCAUCUUUCCCUUCACUUUCCGAGAGCUCAGUUUGCUGAAAGAGAAGAAGUGCAGCUUGGUGGAACUUCUUCAUCACUUCUUCAUUGAAACCAAAAAAGCAGGAAUCUGCAGGUUUGAGGAGUUCCAGGUUGUGUUCAUCCUUGAUGGUUUGGAUGAGUGUCGACUUCAUUUAGAUUUCCGCAACCAUGAGAUCCUGACUGAUGUCACAGAGCCAACUUCAGUUGAAGUCCUACUGACAAACCUCAUCAGGGGGAACCUGCUUCCCUCUGCUCGCCUCUGGAUAACCACAAGACCUGCAGCAGCCAAUCAGAUCCCUCCUGAAUGCAUUGACAUGGUGACAGAGGUCAGAGGGUUCACUGACCCACAGAAGGAGGAGUACUUCAGGAAGAGAUUCAGAGAUGAGAAGCAGGCCAACACUAUCAUCUCCCACAUCAAGACAUCGCGAAGCCUCCACAUCAUGUGUCACAUCCCAGUCUUCAGCUGGAUGACUGCUACAGUGCUGGAGCAUGUGCUGAAAACAAAAGAGACAGGAGAGCUUCCCAAGACCCUGACUGAGAUGUACAUGCACUUCCUGGUGGUUCAGACCAGACACUGGAAUGUAAAGUAUCACACGAGUGGGUGGACAGGUCCAGUCUGGAACACAGAGACCAAGGAGACCAUUCUCGCUCUGGGAAAACUGGCUUUUGAGCAGCUGGAGAAAGGAAACCUGAUCUUCUGUGAAGCAGAUCUGAAAGACUGUGGAACUGACGUAAAAGCUGCUUCAGUCUACUCAGGACUCCUCACAGAGAUCUUCAAAGAUGAGCAAGGGCUGAACCAGGACAAGCGUUUUUGCUUUGUCCAUCUGAGCAUUCAAGAGUUUCUUGCUGCACUCUUUGUCUUCCUGAGCUUCAUCGACACUGGCGUCGAUUUGCAAAAAAGAAGCAAAGUCAUCUCAGUACGGCCAACACCAUUACAGUAUAAAGCUAACUUCACACACCUCUUCCAGAGGGCUGUGGACAAGGCUUUACAGAGUCCAAACGGACACCUGGACUUGUUUGUCCGCUUCCUCCUGGGCCUUUCAGUGGAGACCAAUCAGACUCACCUGCGAGGCCUGCUGACAAAGACAGGAGGAACACCACAGGUCAAACAGACGCUAGUGCAGUACAUCAAGAAAAAGAUCAGUGGCAACCCUUCUCCAGAGAAGAUCAUCAACUUGUUGCACUGUCUGAAUGAGCUGAAUGAACAUUCUGUGGUGGAGGAGAUCCAACAGCACCUGAGAUCAGGAAACUUCUUCAAAAACAAGCUCUCUACCUCUCAGUGGGCAACGCUUGCCUUCAUUUUACUGUCAUCACAAGAAGAUCUGAAUGAGUUUGACCUGAAGAAAUUCUCUGCUUCAGAGGAGGGACUUCUGCGGCUGCUGCCAGUGGUCCAAGCAUCUAAAACAUCUCUAUUGAGUGGCUGCAACCUCUCAUCAAAAAGUUGCGAAGCUCUGGUCUCAGUUUUGAAGUCAAAGAACUCCAGUCUGAGAAAGCUGGACCUGAGUAACAAUGACCUGUGCGAUACAGGAGCAAUGCUACUCUCAGCUGGACUCCAGAGUCCAAACUGUAGACUGGAGACACUCAGCCUGUCAGGCUGUCAGAUCACAGAGAAAGGCUGUACUUUUCUGGUCUCUGCUCUGAACUCCAACCCCUCCCACCUGAGAGAGCUGGACCUGAGCUUCAAUCACCCGGGAGCCUCAGCAGUAAAGCUGCUGUCUGCUGGACUGGCUGACCCACACUUGAAACUGGAAACUCUCAGGAUCGAUCAUUGUGGAGAGUGUCGACUGAAAGCAUCGUACCUCAAGUAUUUCUGUCAGCUUUCACUGGACCCAAACACAGCAGACAGAAACCUCUCGCUGUUUGACGACAACAGACAGGUGAUGGUGGUGAAAGAGAAGCAGACGUAUCCUGAUCACCCAGAGAGAUUUGAGAGCUGGAAUCAGGUGCUGGGCAGUGAGGGCCUCACCGGACGAAGCUACUGGGAGGUACGGUGGAAAGGAGGAGUUAAUAUAGGAGUGACAUACAGAGGAAUCAAGAGGAGAGGAGGCGCUCGUGAUGGCUGUUUUGGAUUGAACGAUCAGUCCUGGAGUCUGUCCUGCUCUGCUCAGGGUUACACUCCCUGGCACGAUAACACACCAGCCAACACGACUACAGCGCUGCCCUCUGACACCAACAGGGUGGCAGUGUAUUUGGACUGGCCUGCAGGCACUGUGUCGUUCUAUUGUCUCUCCUCCACAGCCACACAGAUCCACCUCCACACCUUCCACUCCAGAUUCACUGAACCCCUCUACCCUGCAUUUGGGUUCGGACAGUUGGGUCAAUGUGGGACUGACUCUUGCUUUUUAGGAUCCUCAGUUUCUCUGUCACAGAUGGACGAAUGAGAAUCCUGUCUCUUCUUUGCAGCAACGGGUCCCAAAGUGGGCGUGUUAAAACAGACCAACAGUGCUGCAAGAUUCAUUCUCAUAUUUCCCCCCCUGCUGUACAUUUCCAGAAACAAUUUACCAUGUAAAACUGUUUUUUUUUUGUUAUAUAUACAUAUAUGUCUUUUCCCGCUGUGCAGUAGUUAUAGACAGACGGGAAAAGCGAGGAAGGACAGAUUUCUCACAGUAACAAGAGCUAAAAGAAAAACCAAUACACAUGAGUUUUCAAUGCAGCCUGAGACGAAAGUGGAAGUGGAAAUCAGACUGUGAAGCAAAACUGUGGCUUUCGGGUUGCUGUGGAGAGAGAACGCUUGCUGUCCUACAGCAGAAUGGCACGUCUGCAGGGAAAACUAAGGCAACGAUGCCAAGAAAGCUCAAGAGACAUCGCAGGAUACUGUUUGUCUUAUACAAAGAUACUAUGAUAAGCUAUACAGACUACAUAUUCAUUCAUGCAUCUUGGUAAUGGAAAAACCUGCAAAAAGAACUAAAAUCAGAUAGAUUUGUAAGCAUUAACAAAUUUAAGGGUAUUGUGAGAAAUGUGGUGAAGGAGGCAUGUGAUUGAUUUUCUAGUGUCACCUAAAAAUAACUCUUUUCUGUUUUGUUUCUGUGAACUUUGGUGUAUACAAUGUGUUGUUUGUUGAUUUAAUGUGUCGUGAUUUGUGGCUGCUACCUUGUAAAAGAGAUUCUAAACACCAAUGGGACUUCCUGGUAAAACAAAGGCAAAAUAAAAAGUAAAUUAAAAAAAAUACUGACUCUGCUGUUUGCUACAACUUCUGUUGGAGCCACAGUUUUGCACGUUUCCAGGCAC